Messenger RNA from Phialemonium atrogriseum, 4554 nucleotides. Its product is annotated as DNA damage-responsive transcriptional repressor RPH1. Gene Ontology annotation, cellular component: chromatin; nucleus. The transcript has 3 exons. The record is from RefSeq and is a predicted model, not a curated record. Gene Ontology annotation, biological process: regulation of gene expression; chromatin remodeling. NCBI's taxonomy places the organism in Eukaryota, Fungi, Ascomycota, Sordariomycetes, Cephalothecales, Cephalothecaceae. Gene Ontology annotation, molecular function: histone H3K36 demethylase activity; histone H3K9 demethylase activity. Bases 1 to 4554 code for a protein of 1517 amino acids.
AUGCCGACCGAAGCGAUUGGCGCUGUGGCGCCCGAGGCGACUGAAUCGACCAUCGUCAUGGAUGUCGACCCGCGCCCCGACGUGACGGAGAGCUCCAAGCCGGCCGGCCUGCACUCGCCUCCCGACAGCAACAACGCAAUGGCCCUCGACGGAAGCGACUCGGAACUGAGCGACAUCGAGGACUUGGUUGCCGAUCAGCUGAAGGACGAAGGACCCGCACCCGCACCAGCGCCAGUGCCAGUGCCAGAGCCUGAGCCUGCCGUGGAGGACAUCGGAGAGAUCCUCCCGGAUCACUACUCGGGGACAGUACCUGUUUUCAAGCCGACCAUGCACCAGUUCAAGGACUUCAAGCGUUUCAUGGAGAAGAUCGAUUCGUACGGUAUGCAAUCCGGAAUCGUCAAGAUCAUCCCUCCGCAGGAAUGGAAAACCUCGCUGCCGCCUCUGGAUGAUAUGGUCAAGCAGAUUAGAGUGAGGGAGCCGAUCAAGCAAGACAUCAUGGGUUCCAACGGAACGUACCGACAGGUCAACAUCCUCCACCAACGCUCCUACAAUCUUCCCCAAUGGCGGCAAUUGUGCGACCAGAGCGAACACCAGCCGCCUGCCCGCCGCGGCGAGCGCCGUGCAAAUGCUGAAAAGCCCAAGCCGGCCACUCGAACCCGCGCCGCCGCCUCCACCAACGCUCCAAAGUCUACCCCGGUGAGAAAAAGACGUGGCCGAGGGGGUCGAAAAUCUGCCGCCGCUUCCAAGGAGGAAGCUGCUGAACCUGAGGAUCGCCCCAUAACGCCCGUCUCGCCAGCUCCUGAAGAGAAACCUUUGAAAUCUGUCGAAGAUGAAGCGCUGGCCGUCAAGAAGGAAGGCAUUGACGACGAAGACGACGACGACGAUGCUCCAGUGGUGCGGAGAAUGGGGUUUACACGGCAGGCGAACGCAAAGACGCAGACCGUAUCUGCACGUCGGAAGUACAGCAAGCGCGAGGGCUCCGCCAGAAUCGACGAGACCGCCUUCAAAGAUUUCGACUACCAGAUGGAUGUGUCCGACUAUACCCCGGAGCGAUGUGAGGAGCUGGAGAGGACGUACUGGAAGACGCUCACCUACGCAGCUCCUCUAUACGGUGCAGAUCUCAUGGGGACCCUCUUCGACGAGUCGACGGAGGACUGGAAUUUGAACAAGUUGCCGAACCUGCUCGAUGUGUUAGGCACCAAGGUUCCCGGCGUCAACACGGCAUACCUUUAUCUCGGGAUGUGGAAGGCCACUUUUGCGUGGCACUUGGAGGAUGUCGACCUCUACAGUAUUAACUACCUCCAUUUCGGUGCCCCGAAGCAGUGGUACAGUAUCUCCCAGAAGGACGCCCGGCGAUUCGAGGCCGCGAUGAAGAAUAUCUGGCCCACCGAAGCGAAGUCUUGCGACCAGUUCCUCCGACACAAGGGCUUCUUGAUCUCUCCAAGCCACCUCAAGCAGCACUACAACAUCACCGUCAACAAGUGUGUUUCGUACCCCGGAGAGUUCGUCGUCACGUAUCCGUACGGCUACCAUUCCGGAUAUAACCUUGGGUAUAACUGCGCCGAGGCCGUCAAUUUUGCCUUGGACAGCUGGCUGCCUAUUGGGAAAAUCGCUAAGAAAUGCGAGUGUGCCCAGGCCCAGGACAGUGUCUGGGUGGAUGUCUACGAGAUCGAGCGCAAGCUCCGCGGGGAAUCCACGGAAUACGAGGAGACGGAGGACGAGGAAGAGGAGGAGGAGGAGGAUGAGGGUGAUAACACCGGCCUUCCGAGUCCUCCGUCCAGCCACACGGUCAGAGCUAAGGCUGCAGGGACGAAACGUAAGCGCGCAGUUCGCGACAAGGACGGCAAGGUCAAGGUCAAGAAGAUCCGCCUCCGUCUCAAGGCCGUCGCUGAGCCCGUCUGCUGUCUCUGCCCCAAUGACAUUCCCGGCGCAGAAAUCCUGCCCACGGAUGAUGGCCGCAAGGCUCAUCGCAUGUGUGCUCUCUAUGUUCCCGAGACAUACAUCGAGACGGUGGACGACAAGGAAAUUGUCGCGAACGCGGCCAACAUCGACAAGGCUCGCCUGGACCUGAAGUGUCUAUUCUGCCGGUCCAAGAAGGGGGCCUGCUUCCAGUGCUCCCAGAAGAAAUGUGCCAGGUCGUACCAUGCCACCUGCGCGGCUGCAGCCGGCGUCUUCGUCGAGGAGGAGGAGGUCCCCGUCUUCGCCGAAGACGGAACCGAGUAUAAAGAGCAGGCCUUCGAGUUUAGCUGCCGCUUCCACCGGACGAAGCGGGACAAGAAGUUGGAUGGCGAUGUUCUCGAUGGAGACGCACGCGUUCGCGAGGCUGCGGCGGCGCUCAAGAAGGGUCGGAUAUGCCAGCUCCAGUAUUACCGUGGUGAUAUAUUCGCUGGUGUCGUCGUGGAGAACCGUCACGACGAGCAAACACUGCUCCUUGACGUCAUUCCCAACGGGUAUGUUGUCGGUCGUACAUCGCAAAGCUGGGCAGCGCUAACCGAGAUCAGUGAUCGUAUCGAGGUUGAGUGGAAGUGGCUAUUGCUACCCAAUCCCGCCGACUUGCGUCUUCCAAAGGCGUCGCCGAAUGCCGUGCCAAUGCCGACGUCGAGGAAGGCUAAGCAAGAGAUCAACGCGACAAAGCGGGUUACUGACGAGCUACCGCGGAAGGACGAAACAUUUGUUGAGGGGUUCACAUGGGCCGAGUUCCACACCGGUGAUAUUCCCAAGAAUGACGCCCAGACGAAGUUGGAUCUGUUCAAGGAGAAUCAGAUCUGGCAUUACCUUGGCAAAACAUCCACAGAGUCGAGGGCUCAGUACGCAGAGAAUCUGGCCAAACCUGUGCACAAUCCGAGGAGCAACUUCUUGGACACGAUCCCCCGGCCCGCAUAUACUGCGUAUACCGCGCGGGCUCCGGCUCCGCAACCGAGGCGGUCCUACUCUGCAGUGCAUCCGACGCAAGCAAUGCCGCCCCCACAAUCGACACCAACAGCAGCCUCGAAAGCCGCAAAGCCAUACGUAUACAAGCCUCGCAAGCCGGUUGGGGCGAGCUACAAGAUGCAGUACACCCCGGAGAAGUUCGCGCCGAAGGAUCCGGCACCAGCCGCCGGGCGGCAGCAACAUCUAGCCAAGCAACAGCUCUCCUUCGGCACAGACCCUCGGUUCAUGGGUCCCACGGCGCCACCUAGUUCGAACCGCUUCGCGCCUGUCGGAGGUAGUAAUGGAUUCCCGCAGCUUCCCGGCUUGACUAGGCCCCCCGCUCACAUGAAAUCAGGGCAUUAUCCUCAGCCUCAAUCAAGAGUCUGGCCUACACAACCCGGUGCGCCUGGGUCGCGCCCCUAUCACCAUGUACCGAUGACCUCGUCCCUCUUGAAGCCCGGCGCCCCGCGAUAUUCCCAAGCCGACGGCAGCACGACACGGCCCGGCAUGAGCGCAUUCCAGAAGUACAGCUUCUUCCAGGUCCACCACAAUAGGGACUCAUCGAGGUAUCGUACGCCGUACGCGGCCUGGGGCGGAUUCACAAACGGGUACGAGGGCAACUUGCGAGCGUUCUUGGUCAAAGCACAGCAGGCUCUGUCAGGGAAUAAGGGGCCUGUCAAGGGCAUCCCAGCUGCGCUUCUCCAGCCCUUCCAAUCGGGCAUCCAUAGUCCAGCGCCGGCAAAUACCCCUCCAUCAUCCGGUUACGGUUCACCUUACGCCCAACAACGAUCAACUAGGCCUCAGGCCCCUUCCGAAGCUUGGUCGGCCGCAAGCCCAACAACCUAUAACAGUCCACAUGGUUUCUCGCCUCACCAUGCCGGGCAAUACCCCCAGACACCGGCCUCGACGGGUUCGUUCGCGACUCGGCAACCCGGCUCUACUCCUCUUCAUCCAGCCAUCAGACCCCAGUAUGGGGCUACUUGGCAACACGACUACACCCCGGCCCCUGGCCAGUUCGUCCCCGAUACGAGACCACAGACAAGACCCCAAUCUCAGUCGCCGGCUCCCGCUCCGCCGAGGGCUCCGGCCUUCGCAAAGCAGAGCCACAGUCCAAUCCCGUUGCCGCCGUAUGUGAAGCAACCCAGCCAAGCAACCCCAACAAAUGGCGCACGGCCUCCACCGACCAUGCAAGACCCUCGACAGGCCGUGACAUCACCGUCUAAUGGGCAAUCCCCUUUCUAUGCAGGAAGCCGAGCGACCGUUUCACCCGUUCCGGUUGCACAGACUCCGCAAGCGAACCAGCCGAGUCAGUUCGGUCACCAUGGCCGCGUAGGAAGCCAGCCCCUUGGCAUUGGGGUUGGGGAUGCGAUUUCAGGUCCAGUGGCGAGGACGGAAGCGAGUCCAACAACAGACCCUAUUUCCACUACCGUACCAGGGCUACAACACUGUCUACAAGCCCCGUCAGUGGGAAUAGGAUUCCAAAUGCCACAAUACGAACAGGGGCCACCCAUGAGCGUACAAGACCCGGCAACGUCGCCAGUCGUUCGUGAAUUACCAGAGGUGCCAGCCGAGUCGAUGGCGCUGGUGGAGAAGAUGAUGCUGAACCUGAGGAGGGCCAGCCAGAAGAGCGACGUGGCAGCAUGA